This is a messenger RNA of Penaeus indicus, 2275 nucleotides long. RefSeq lists its product as uncharacterized. The record is from RefSeq and is a predicted model, not a curated record. NCBI's taxonomy places the organism in Eukaryota, Metazoa, Arthropoda, Malacostraca, Decapoda, Penaeidae.
UUUACGAUUAAUAAAGAUGGAACUUGUGAAGUCAGCACAGCGACUCCAAUUGCAUUUGAUUCCUGGAAAAAAGUUAUGUCCCACAUGCCGCAAAACACUAUCAGCCAUUGAGGCAAGUCGGAAUGAUAGCACAGAGGAAGACUCCAGUGACGAAAUGCUAUUUGUGGAAGAAUCUGUUUCGCGUGAUGAAGAUAGGGAUCAGUUGUAGGAUUUGUUUUCCUCCAUUGGAGUGUCCCCAAUAAAAGUACAUGGGAAGCCGGAAACAGCCAGAAUUAGCAGCAGCAAAAGGAAGAUCGGUAGUGUUGUAGAAACCAUUACAAAGAAGGUUGCGAGUUCGAUCAAUGUUCCUGUUGAACAACUUAAAUCCUCCCCGGAUGCAAAAAGCGACAAAGCUCUUUCAGAAAAUGCAAGAUGUUUUGAUGAAAUGAUGAGUCGUCUUCGUGAAAAGAUCUUUUCCUUGACAUCAUCGAGGGCAAAACUUCAAAUCUUGACCUUGUGUCCAUCAAACUGGACAGUCAAACAGUGUGCUGAAUAUUUUAAAGUUUCAGAGUAUCUUGUACGUACUGCUCGAAAACUUGCAAAUGAAAAAGGCAUUCUGUCACUUCCAGACCCCAAAAUGGGUAGAGGGCUCUCCCAAGUUACUAGAGAUUUGGUACUCCAAUUUUACCAUGACGAAGAGCACACCAGGGAAAUGUCAAAAGAUUUUGUAAGCAUUGGUCGCAAUAUACAUAAACAAAAGCGACUUAUUCUUUGUAACUUAAAGGAACUAUUUAGCUCUUUAAGGGAAAAGUUCCCAGAAGUAAAGAUAGGGUUUUCGAAAUUUUGUUCUCUGAGACCCAAGUGGUGCAUUUUGCCAGGUGCUGCUGGAACACAUUCAGUAUGUGUUUGUAUCAUACAUCAAAAUGCCAAGCUACUUCUUUCUCCUAUUGGGGCUAAUUACAAAGAAUUAACAAAGUUUCUGGUUUGUGACAUUGAUAACAAAGAGUGCAUGGUACAACAUUGUCCAAAUUGUCCAAAGUCAACAGAAAUUUUCCAGCAUAAGUUGUACGAAAUUUUAGAAAAUGAGGGAUAUGCUGAGGAUGACACCAUUGAAUUUCAGCAGUGGACAAAUACUGACCGUGCAACAAUGGUAAGACAAACAGAGUAUGUAUACAAUUAUGUGGACAUUGUUGAGACCCAACUUCAGAAGCUCACUUCUCAUUCAUUUAUCGCCAAGGCUCAGAGCAGAUAUCUGAAGUCCAGAAAAGCUGAUAUGGAUUCUUCCACUGCAUUAAUACUAGGUGAUUUUGCCGAAAAUUAUAAGUUUAUGGUGCAAGAUGAAGUUCAGGGCUUUCACUGGAAUAACUGUUCAUGCACUCUUCAUCCUGUUGUGGUAUACUACAAGGAAGGCUCUGAAUUACAGCAUAUGUCCUUUUGUAUCAUCACAGAUGACUUGAGCCAUGAUGUUCCAACUGUCUAUGAAGUCCAAAGGGCAGUUCUGAAUUUUAUAAAAAGGAAAAUUGUUCACCUAACCAGUGUCGAAUAUUUCUCAGACAGGUGCAGUGGGCAAUACAAAAACAGAAAAAACUUUCUGAAUCUUUGCUACCAGGAGCAAGAUCACUCUUUGAAAGCAUCAUGGACCUUCUUUGCCACCAGUCAUGGGAAGCAGCCAUGUGAUGGCAUUGGAGGGACGGUAAAGAGGCUUGUUUCUAGGGAAAGUUUAAAGAGAGUUUUUGACAAGCAAAUUCUCUCUACAUCAGCAAUGUUCUCCUAUUGCAAGGAGAACAUAAAGGAAAUUAUUUUUUUCUUUAUAACAAAAGAGCAAAUAAGUGUGACAAGAAAUGCCCUUAACAAAAGAUUUGAAGGAACUGUCCCUGUUCCGGGAACAAGAAGCUUCCACCAAUUUUACCAUAUUGGUGGCACAAAAUUAGCCGUAAAGAGAUGCAGUGAAGACCAGACCUACGUUCUACAACAUGAUGUUUUGGGUCAAACAAAUAUCGCAAUGCUUGACUUUGAAAUAUUUCAAUAUGUUGCAUGUAUGUAUGAAGGGAAAUGGUAUGUUGGAAUUGUAAUGGAAGUAAAUCAAGAACUGAAUGACAUUUAUGUUAAAUUUAUGCACCCAAGUGGGCCAGCAAGGUCCUUCAAUUGGCCCAAUGUUGAAGAUUGUAACUGGAUUCCAAUGGUACAUGUUCUCUGCAAGAUUGGUGUUCCAACAACAGUGAAUGGAAGACAGUACAAUUUAGAAAAGAAAGAUGUUUCAAACAUAGCUAAACUUUUUACUACUUUUCAGAAUUAA